AUGAAAAGGAUCGGUUCUGUAUGGGGGGUUGUGGAUGUUUUGGGACGCCGUUGGAGUACUGCCCCUUGGUAUGGCACCGGGUUAACGGUCUCGACAGGAAUCCUGGCUGCCAUCCUGAACGACGGGUGCAGCCCUCAUACGGGCGCGAAGCUCCUCAGGCCCGAAACAGUCCAAGGUAAAGCAAGCACUCCAUACUUCAGGAACAGCAGGCUAACCCAUACAGCAAUGUUCACCGAUCAGAUCCCGGCCAUGCCGAUCAAGAGCAACGAGUACACGCCGACCGGGAAGCCGGAGAUCGCCAACGCAACGCCGCUACAGCCGGGCCCGGAAGACCUCAGCGAGGGCCGGGGCCUCUCCUUCGCCUUGAGCCACGCGCAGAGUCCGACCGGGAGGGCUGCCGGGUCGGCUUCGUGGGACGGGGUGGCCAACCUGUUCUGGUUCGCGGACAGGGAGAACGGGAUUGGGGGGGUCGUUGCAUCUCAGAUUCUGCUAUAUGAGGACCUCGAGGUGGUUGGUUGCUCUGGGGCUGUGGAGAGCAUAAUCUACAACGACCUUGUCCACAGCCAUCAUUGCUGGCCGGCAAUCAUUCCUCAAUCAUCGUCAGGAUCCACACCUCGAGGCCUCCCCGAGCUUCUUCUGGCAGACGAGACGAGCAACAAUAAUAUGCUGGACAUGUCCACUGGACCUCGGAAGGCUCUUGCAUAUUAA
This is a messenger RNA of Aspergillus mulundensis, 708 nucleotides long. RefSeq lists its product as uncharacterized. The record is from RefSeq and is a predicted model, not a curated record. The transcript is spliced from 4 exons. Bases 1 to 708 code for a protein of 235 amino acids. NCBI's taxonomy places the organism in Eukaryota, Fungi, Ascomycota, Eurotiomycetes, Eurotiales, Aspergillaceae.